Messenger RNA from Eimeria mitis, 792 nucleotides. Its product is annotated as SAG family member. NCBI's taxonomy places the organism in Eukaryota, Apicomplexa, Conoidasida, Eucoccidiorida, Eimeriidae. The transcript has 4 exons. The record is from RefSeq and is a predicted model, not a curated record. The coding region runs from base 1 to 792 and encodes 263 amino acids.
AUGGCGCCUCUCAAUCUGCUCACAGUCGUCAGUGCCUCGUUCCUCGUCCUGGCCAAAGUCAACGGCGCCGUAGCAGCACAAAAGCCAACCUACAAAGUAGAAUUUGGAAAAGAUGGCCACUGUCUUUCCGAGGUCAAUGCUGCUCGCCUGGCCGCCGGGUUCAGCGAACUCGUUCAGGCAGAAACAGGGAACACCGAAGCUAGACUACCUGACAAAGCCACUACUCCGCCAGAAGAAGGGGAUGGGUGGGCAUGGAUGCCGGUGUGCAAUGCCCUGAUUCCAGAAUCGGCAGAACAAAAAACUUCAAGAACCGGGGCUACAGCACAGUUCCAGAGCGGCACAUACGCAUACCAUCCCGUUGAGAAUCCAGAUAACGUCGACUGCAAGGCCGUUGUGGAUAAGUGGAAGGGCGCCUACAGCAACUUUGAUGGAUUGCCUCCGGCUAACAAGGAAGAAGAGGAUCUUUACGACAUUCAGGAGAACGUGUCUUUCGUGGCACUGUACAACCCUACAGAUAAAGCUACUGCAGACUGCCGUGUCGUCACCUGCACUAAAACGACCCCGGGAGCGGAAGCGGACGGCGGAACAGGCCGCGCGGGACAAAACACUGAAACAAAAGCCUCGGCUUUAAUUUGCAUGACUGCGCCGGAUGUACUUGUCGAGGGAGGCGAUGCCCCUUUCACAGAGGAUCAAUGGGGACAGAUCGUGACCGCUCUCGAAGGCUCCGCCUCGGCGGUUGCACCCGGUGUGGUCGGUCUUGCAUUAGCUAUCCUUGGCCUCAGCUUGCUGUGA